AGCGCGCCGCGUCCAUACUCGCUUCUAUGACCAGGCGUGUAGAUAAAACACGCUCUCUGGUUCUGUCAGCCAUUUAUCCUGUGAAACGACUCACCUUUCUCCUUCACUUUCCCGUGUUUCACUAUUUGAAUGAGGAGUAAAUAAAAUUCAGUGUAGCCAUGUCAGUUUCCGAGCCACCGUCGGUGGACUCUAGCGGAGCGGGAGGGUAUGGAGUCUUUUACCCAGCUGGAUACCAGGCAUUGAACCCGGAGGAGCACGGCCUAGACCGCGGCUUCCGACUCACGGCCUUUUCCGAUCUGAAAGGAUGAGGGUGUAAAGUCCCGCAGGAGACUCUGCUCAAACUCCUGCAGGGACUAGAGCCUGACCGUCCGCCCGGAGAGGACGGCGGUUCGGGAACGGGUGUUGGAGACGAGACCAAUGAAUUCGGGCAACUUGUUUCAGUUGCUCAUGGUCCUCGACUAGGUAUUGGAAUGGACUCGUGUGUGAUCCCUCUGAGACAUGGAGGUCUUUCCCUAGUCCAAACCACAGACUUCUUCUAUCCUUUAGUGGAGGAUCCUUACAUGAUGGGACGAAUUGCCUGUGCAAAUGUUCUGAGUGAUCUGUACGCCAUGGGCAUCACAGAGUGUGACAACAUGCUCAUGCUUCUCAGUGUCAGUCAGAAGAUGAAUGAGAAGGAGAGAGAUCAGGUGAUACCUUUGAUGAUGAAGGGCUUUCGUGAUGCGGCAGAGGAGGCCGGGACUUCGGUAACUGGGGGACAAACAGUCGUCAAUCCCUGGAUCAUCAUUGGGGGUGUGGCCUCUGUGGUGUGCCAGCCCAAUGAUUUCAUCAUGCCUGACAGUGCUGUACCUGGAGAUGUGUUAGUUCUCACUAAACCCCUGGGAACUCAAGUAGCAGUGAAUGCACAUCAGUGGCUGGAUAUACCUGAGAAAUGGAACAAGAUAAAGUUGGUGAUAUCCAGGGAGGAAGUGGAGCAAGCUUAUCAGGAGGCUAUGCUCAAUAUGGCCACCCUCAAUCGCACUGCUGCUGCCUUAAUGCACAAAUUUAAUGCCCACGCUGCCACGGACAUCACAGGCUUUGGGAUCAUAGGUCAUGCGCGGAAUCUCGCCCAGCAGCAGAAAAAUGACGUGGCCUUUGUUAUUCACAACCUUCCCAUAAUCUCCAAAAUGGCUGCAAUCAGCAAAGCCGGUGGCAACCUGUUUGGGCUUUUGCACGGCACCUCUUCUGAAACAUCAGGUGGUCUGUUGAUCUGCUUGCCACGGGAACAAGCAGCCCGGUUUUGUGCCGAGAUGAAAUCCAGUCGAGUGGGUUUGUCGGGAGCAGUGGGUCAGGACGGAGGGGCGGGCGAUGGGCAACAGGCUUGGAUCAUUGGCAUCGUGGAGAAGGGCAAUCGUUGCGCCCGCAUCAUUGACAAACCUCGGAUCAUCGAGGUCCCUUACCGUGGCUCUGUGGUCAGCGCACAGGAGGGGAGCAACAAUAAUGCCAGUCCUCCUGAGGUGCAGCUGACAUAACAACUCCACAGCGCCACGGAGGGUAUCUCAGUGAUCAUCAUUCUUUACCCCCGUCUCUAACUAUGUCCUCAGUGGGCUUGAUAGAAUGAAGUGUGUGUGGCCAUAACAGACAUGGUGUUUGUGUGAAGGACGUAUGUGCGGUUACUCCUGCUGUCCAUUUCUUCCCCCUGUUCAACCAAAAGGUUGAGAGCAACAGACCAAAAAUGUUUUGAUUUUCCUGGUGGGAGAUGGAAUGGACAACAAGCAAACAUAUUUUCAUCUCUCAUCCUCCAUCUCAUUCUUUCAAACACACACCUCCACUUUGUUUUUCAGUGUUUACCAGCUUUUCUUUAAAAGAAUAGUUCACCCAAACCUGAAUUUACCCUCAUGUUACUGAAGACUUGUAUGCUGCUAUAUAUAUUAACUUUUACAAUUUACAUGGAACACAGCCUACAGUUUUAUAUACAACUGAUCAGUGAACAUGUCUAUAAAAAAAAAACAUCACAAAAGUGGUCCUUCUGCACUAUAUUCUAGGUAUUUGAGGCCAGACACUUUAAAAAGUGUUUUUUUUUUUUUUUUAAAACUCCAUAUACGUAUUUUCCAGCACGCAUAUUUAGACUUUCUUGUAUCAAAAAACAUUUACCUGAGAAGCAAAAUGACAUUGUUUCUGAAAAAAAUGAUCAAAAUGAGGUGAGUUCAUGCUUAAAUCAAAGGGAAAACAAGUGUAUUCAUGCUUCUUUUUUUUUUCUUCUUGUUUUAAGUCUUUUUCUUAUGAUUUUUCUUGCCACAGAAAUUUUUCUUGUUUUUAGGUUUAAACUCACUUUUUUUCAGAGAACAGAUGUAAAAACUUAUCUUCAUGCUUCUCAAGUAAAUGUUGAAUGUGUAAACAUUUGUACUGGAAUGAAAAAAUGAGUAAGAAAGACAUGUUUUGCAGGCAAAAUUGGUUAAAAUUUUAAGUGGGUAAUUAUGUUUAUAUGGAAAAGUACUCAAUUCUCAUUUCAUGUUCCUCUGGGAAAAAAAACAACAACAUCAUACAGGGUUUCAAAUAACAUGAGGUUGAAUAAAUGAAAUUAAAUUUACAUUUUUGGGUAAACUAUUCCUUUUUCUUUGACCAAAAACCUUUUUUUUCCAUAAAUGAGUUUAAACCUUUUGUCCAGAGCUUAAUUCUCUCUUCUUUUUUAGUUUGUGACUUUGAGACCCUAAAAUGAAGCCAGGCUUACUAAGAAAACAUUCCAACGAGUUCCUGAUCAAUCAAAUGCUUUGAAUAGCAGUGAUCCAAAAAUGACAAUCAAAAGUGUUUUCUUUUAAGCCAUCUGACAGAUGUGUCAAAGCUAGACACACGGUCACACCAGUGCAUCCUGGGGCCUGAAUAACCGUAAUUGUUGGUUUAAUUGAGAUAUUUAAUUGUACAAUCAAUAUUUAUUUUGUGUCAAAGAUUUAAAUGCAGUUCGAGUUUCAAGUGUUUUUGUUUUUUUAGGUGAUGCUGAUCUUGAAUGGUCCACAUAAGUCUGAAUCUUCCACCUGUUUUAAUAGGAAAUCCUUGUAACAUUGACACACGCCUGGUAAAAUUAGGUUAAUGUUCUCUCUUGUGGUUUGUUUUCCUGAAUAGAGUGACCUUACACUGGUUAGAUUAGGUUAGACUGGUUCUUUAUUCAUUAGAAUAUGUACGACAAGUGUUAUGGUUUUAGGGGCAGCAGUUAAUUCUGAAUGAUUGUGUUGAGACAUAUGGGUGAUGUGCAUUGUAAACUCAUUUUCUUCUCAUUCAAUCUGUUGAUUUUGAGCAGAAGAUAAGGUAGUCUGGUUCUUCUCCGCCUUGUAUUUGAGAAAGGGUUGAGCAGCUUUCUCUGGUCCAGCGGGUGAGCCCAGAAUACCUUUUGUGCCAACUGAAUGGCUGGGACAGAACAGCAGUGUCCACAGUCCUCUUUAUGACACCUCUCUCUUUAACCCCAGCUCGUGGGAUGGGUGAGGUUGAUGUUAGAUAGGAAGUGAUAGGCUGAUCUGCCAUGUUCAUUCACUUGACACUGGUUUUGUCAUUGCAGUUUUCAUCCAUUUUAACAUUGCAACUUAAUAAACCUGGAAUUUCUCUAAA
Labeo rohita (rohu) is the source of this 3576-nucleotide messenger RNA. It is a transcript of the gene sephs3, whose product is annotated as selenophosphate synthetase 3. The record is from RefSeq and is a predicted model, not a curated record. Gene Ontology annotation, molecular function: ATP binding; selenide, water dikinase activity. The transcript is spliced from 8 exons. NCBI's taxonomy places the organism in Eukaryota, Metazoa, Chordata, Actinopteri, Cypriniformes, Cyprinidae. Gene Ontology annotation, cellular component: cytoplasm. Gene Ontology annotation, biological process: L-selenocysteine biosynthetic process.